This is a messenger RNA of Ipomoea triloba (trilobed morning glory), 972 nucleotides long. RefSeq lists its product as uncharacterized. The coding region runs from base 1 to 972 and encodes 323 amino acids. The record is from RefSeq and is a predicted model, not a curated record. Lineage: Eukaryota; Viridiplantae; Streptophyta; Magnoliopsida; Solanales; Convolvulaceae. The transcript has a single exon. Gene Ontology annotation, molecular function: nucleic acid binding; zinc ion binding.
AUGGUGCCACCUCGUCGACGUGAGGACUUCCAGGACGUGCCCUACGGUGAGAAGUUGAUGGAGAAUCUGCAACAGUUGACGCAGAUCACACAGCUUCUGGGCAACACGAUGGUUCAGAACAACCAACGGGGGCAGCCGGACCUCGUUAGGAGGGUGGCGGGUCAGCACCCACCCUUCUUUGCUGGGCAGGAGGAUCUCGUGGUCCUCGAAGAGUGGAUAAGGGCCUUCGAUAAGAUCCUGGAGGUGGCGGAAUGCCCACCGGGUAGGCAAGCGGAGAUGGCUUGCUUUUAUCUGCAGGAGGAGGCUGAUCUCUGGUUGAUCCAUGAAGGGCCGACAAUGAGGCAGGAGCCGGGCUUCGGUUGGGAGUCCUUUAAGGACAAGAUGCGCGCCCGUUUCUAUCCCGCGCAUGUGAAGGCUGCUAUGCAGGAAGAGUUCUUACACCUCAAGCAGGGAUCGCGGACUGUGCAGAAGUACCACCAGCGCUUCUUGGAGUUAGCUCGCUUUGCUCCGACGUUGGCCCCCACAGAGGAGAGCAGGAUCGAUAGAUUUGUAGCUGGGCUGAAUUUGGACACUCGUAUGGCGCUGGUCGUGUUCAAAUUCCAGACACUGAGUGAGGCCUACAGUAGUGCAGCUGAUCACUACUGCGUGUUGACCAUCCGACGAGGAGAACAAGACCGCUCUAAGAGGCCGGGAGAGGGUGGUACAUCCGACCCCAAGAGGCCUAGACCUGGAGGCUCCGGUUCAGGAGGAAGUUUUCUGAAGGGUGGUGCUAACAGUGGAGGUGCUUCCCGCCCUGGCCUGGGGCAAGGACCGAGGGGUGACGGAAUCCGAGAGCGGCACUUCUACUGUAGGAGGUGUGGGAAAGAUCACCCAGGGAAGAACUGUGAAGGGUUUUUGGUUGAGUGUUUUAGUUGCGGUCAGCGAGGGCACAGAGCUUAUGAGUGCAUCUCCCGGAAGGGAGGAUCAUCCUAG